GAGAGAGGCCCCGCGUCCGGUGAGCGCGGCCCCGCAGCGAGAGGAGGGAGGGAGGCCGGGCGGGGCGCCGGGCAGGGGGCGGCGGGGCCGGGGCGGGGGGAAGCGGCCGGGCCUGGCCUUGGCCUGGGCCUGGCUCCCCCGCUGAGCGCCCCCUCAGCCCCCCGCUCGCCAUGGGCGUAGAUUUCGACGUGAAGACUUUCUGCCACAACCUGAGGGCCACCAAACCCCCGUACGAGUGCCCGGUGGGCACCUGCCGCAAGAUCUACAAGAGCUACAGCGGCAUCGAGUACCACCUGUACCACUAUGACCACGACAACCCGCCGCCGCCGCAGCACACCCCGCUGCGCAAGCACAAGAAGAAGGGGCGGCAGGCCCGCGCCGCCAACAAGCAGUCGCCCAGCCCCUCCGAGACCUCCCAGUCUCCGGGCAGGGAGGUGAUGACCUACGCUCAAGCCCAGCGCAUGGUGGAGGUGGACCUGCACGGCCGCGUCCAUCGCAUCAGCAUCUUCGAUAACCUGGAUGUGGUGUCCGAGGAUGAGGAGGUGCCCGAGGAGGUGCCUGAGAACGGAAGCAAUAAGGAGAACACGGAGACCCCCAGCGUCCCGCAGAAAUCCGGCAAGCACAAGAACAAGGAGAAGCGUAAGGAUUCCAACCACCAUCACCACAACGCCUCGGCUGGCACCACGCCCAAGCUGCCCGAGGUGGUGUACCGGGAGCUGGAGCAGGACACCCCAGACGCCCCGCCGCGCCCCACGUCCUACUACAGGUACAUCGAGAAGUCGGCAGAGGAGCUGGAUGAAGAGGUGGAGUACGACAUGGACGAGGAAGAUUACAUCUGGCUGGACAUCAUGAACGAGCGGCGGAAGACCGAAGGCGUGAGUCCCAUUCCCCAGGAGAUCUUUGAGUACCUGAUGGACAGGCUGGAGAAGGAGUCCUACUUUGAGAGCCACAACAAGGGCGAUCCGAACGCCUUGGUGGAUGAGGACGCCGUCUGCUGCAUCUGCAACGACGGGGAGUGUCAGAACAGCAACGUCAUCCUCUUCUGCGACAUGUGCAACCUGGCUGUGCACCAGGAGUGCUACGGGGUGCCCUACAUCCCGGAGGGACAGUGGCUCUGCAGACGGUGCCUGCAGUCACCCUCACGGGCCGUGGACUGUGCCCUCUGCCCAAACAAGGGGGGGGCCUUCAAGCAGACGGACGACGGGCGCUGGGCACACGUGGUGUGUGCCCUGUGGAUCCCGGAGGUGUGCUUUGCCAACACUGUCUUCCUGGAGCCCAUCGACAGCAUUGAGCACAUACCGCCCGCGCGCUGGAAGCUGACCUGUUACAUCUGCAAGCAGCGUGGCUCCGGGGCUUGCAUCCAGUGUCACAAAGCCAACUGCUACACAGCCUUUCAUGUCACCUGCGCCCAGCAGGCCGGGCUCUACAUGAAGAUGGAGCCCGUGCGGGAGACUGGGGCCAACGGCACCUCCUUCAGUGUGCGCAAAACCGCCUACUGCGACAUCCACACACCGCCGGGCUCCGUGCGCAGGCUGCCCGCCCUGUCCCACAGCGAGGGCGAGGAGGAGGACGAGGAGGAGGAGGACGAGGGCAAGGGUUGGAGCUCUGAGAAGGUCAAAAAGGCCAAGGCCAAGUCGAGGAUCAAGAUGAAGAAAGCGAGGAAGAUCCUGGCGGAGAAACGAGCCGCAGCGCCCGUGGUGUCUGUGCCCUGCAUCCCCCCCCACAGGCUCAGCAAGAUUACAAACCGUUUGACCAUCCAGAGGAAGAGCCAGUUCAUGCAGAGGCUGCACAGCUACUGGACGCUGAAGAGACAGUCCCGCAACGGCGUCCCCCUGCUCCGCCGCCUCCAGACACACUUGCAGUCACAGAGGAACUGUGACCAGAGAGACACUGAGGAUAAGAACUGGGCCCUGAAGGAGCAGCUGAAGUCAUGGCAGCGCCUCCGCCAUGACCUAGAGCGGGCACGCUUGCUGGUGGAGCUGAUCCGCAAGCGGGAGAAGCUCAAGAGAGAGACGAUCAAGGUGCAGCAGGUAGCACUGGAGAUGCAGCUGACCCCUUUCCUCAUCCUGCUUCGCAAGACUCUGGAGCAGCUGCAGGAGAAAGACACAGGCAACAUCUUCAGCGAGCCGGUCCCUCUGUCUGAGGUCCCGGAUUACCUGGAUCACAUCAAGAAGCCGAUGGACUUCCAGACAAUGAAACAAAACCUGGAAGCCUAUCGCUACCUGAACUUCGACGACUUCGAGGAGGAUUUCAACCUGAUCAUCAACAACUGUUUGAAAUACAACGCCAAAGACACCAUCUUCUACCGGGCAGCCAUCCGCCUGCGGGAGCAGGGAGGUGCUGUGCUGCGGCAGGCUCGCCGGCAGGCUGAGAAGAUGGGCAUUGACUUUGAGACAGGCAUGCACUUCCCUCACUGCGUAACGGCGGAAGAGGCUCAGGUCCAAGACAUCGAGGAUGAAGAUGUGCGGCUGCUGCUCUCGGAGAACCAGAAGCACCUCCCUUUGGAGGAGCAGCUCAAGAUCCUGCUGGAGCGGCUGGAUGAGGUCAACGCCGGCAAGCAGAGCAUCGGCCGCUCCCGGCGCGCCAAGAUGAUCAAGAAGGAGAUCACGGUCCUGCGCAGGAAGCUCGCCCACCCGCGGGACCUGGGCCGGGACGGGCUGGAGCGGCACGGCUCCUCGGCCAGGGGGGGCCUGCAGGCACACAACCCCUGCGAGAAGGACCUGCAGACAGACAGUGCUGCCGAGGAGAGCAGCAGCCAGGAGACGGGCAAAGGUCUGGGUCCCAAUUCUUCUUCCACCCCAGCACAUGAAGUUGGCAGGAGGACCUCAGUGCUCUUCUCCAAGAAGAACCCUAAAACUGCAGGACCUCCAAAGCGCCCGGGCCGCCCCCCGAAGAACCGAGACAGCCAGAUCACCCCUGGGCACGGCAGCAGCCCCAUCGGGCCCCCCCAGCUCCCCAUCAUGGGCUCUUCCCAGCGGCAGAGGAAGCGAGGGCGAAGCCCACGGCCCAGCUCCAGCUCAGACAGCGACAGUGACAAGUCCACUGAAGAUGCUCCCAUGGAUCUGCCAGCCAACGGUUUCAGCAGCGGGAACCAGCCGGUGAAGAAGAGCUUCCUGGUGUACCGCAACGACUGCAACCUGCCCCGCAGCAGCUCCGACUCCGAGUCCAGCAGCAGCAGCAGCAGCAGCGCUGCCUCAGACCGCACCAGCACAACACCCUCCAAGCAGGGCCGAGGGAAACCCUCCUUCUCCCGAGUGAACUUCCCGGAGGACAGCAGCGAGGACACGUCGGGGACAGAGAACGAAUCCUACUCCGUGGGCACGGGGCGAGGCGUGGGGCACGGCAGUAAGUGGGGUGGCUGGGGGCUGUCACUGUCACCCAGGGUGGCAGCAGCUGACUCUCCUCUAACCCCAAUCUCCUCCGGCCCAGUGGUGCGCAAGGGCAUGGGCCGUGGUGCGGGCUGGCUCUCCGAGGAUGAGGAUUCCUCCCUGGAUGCUCUGGACCUGGUGUGGGCGAAGUGCCGGGGGUACCCCUCCUACCCCGCGCUGAUCAUCGACCCCAAGAUGCCGCGGGAAGGCAUGUUCCACCACGGCGUCCCCAUCCCUGUGCCCCCCUUGGAGGUGCUGAAGCUGGGGGAGCAGAUGACUCAGGAAGCACGCGAGCACCUCUACCUUGUCCUCUUCUUUGACAACAAGCGCACUUGGCAGUGGUUGCCCAGGACCAAACUGGUACCACUGGGGGUGAACCAAGACCUGGAUAAGGAAAAAAUGCUGGAAGGUCGGAAGUCCAACAUCCGGAAGUCGGUGCAGAUCGCCUACCACCGCGCCAUGCAGCACCGCAACAAGGUGCAGGGCGAGCAGAGCAGCGACUCCAGCGAGAGCGACUGAGCGGGGCCCCCCCCUCGACGGCCGCUCCCCGCCGAAUCUCAGGGCAAACGGGGCUCGGGGGGGGGGGGGGGGGGUCCCGUGCAGCUGGUCUGCACCCGCCGGGCUGGGAUGUCACCGUCCCGGUGCCCGCUCCCGCCGCGCCCCGCCGUUGCUGUGUUCCGGCUGCACACACGCGGCCCCCCCCCCGCCCCAGCCCCCGGCCGGCCCCGCGUUCGGACGUUGUUUGUAUUUAUUUUGAAGGAAGAAAAAGAA
This is a messenger RNA of Neopsephotus bourkii (Bourke's parrot), 4139 nucleotides long. It is a transcript of the gene BRPF1, whose product is annotated as bromodomain and PHD finger containing 1. Gene Ontology annotation, molecular function: protein binding. The record is from RefSeq and is a predicted model, not a curated record. The coding region runs from base 171 to 3887 and encodes 1238 amino acids. Gene Ontology annotation, biological process: regulation of transcription by RNA polymerase II. NCBI's taxonomy places the organism in Eukaryota, Metazoa, Chordata, Aves, Psittaciformes, Psittacidae. The transcript has 12 exons. Gene Ontology annotation, cellular component: MOZ/MORF histone acetyltransferase complex.